Messenger RNA from Abrus precatorius (Indian licorice), 1238 nucleotides. Its product is annotated as vacuolar protein sorting-associated protein 60.2. The transcript has 7 exons. NCBI's taxonomy places the organism in Eukaryota, Viridiplantae, Streptophyta, Magnoliopsida, Fabales, Fabaceae. The record is from RefSeq and is a predicted model, not a curated record. Gene Ontology annotation, biological process: late endosome to vacuole transport via multivesicular body sorting pathway; vesicle budding from membrane. Gene Ontology annotation, cellular component: multivesicular body. Bases 169 to 876 code for a protein of 235 amino acids.
AAGCUGAAAAUUGAUGAGAAAGUUCUUAAUUUCCCAACAGGGUGGGGUGAUUUAACGCGUUAAGCAAAACCCCAAAUUCAGAGUCUCUCAUUUACGUUGUUUCGGUCCUUCCAUUGUUUUCUUCUCUCUUUCAUCCAAUUUCAAAGGUUUAGAGAGAGAUCCUGAACGAUGAAGAGGGUCUUCGGUGUCAAGAAGAACAAGGAUCCUCCCCCUUCCAUUCAAGAUGCCUCCGAUAAGAUUACUAAACGAGGUGAUUCGGUGGAUGACAAAAUUAAGAAGCUUGAUGUUGAACUUAGUAGAUAUAAAGAACAGAUUAAGAAAACAAGACCUGGUCCUGCCCAGGAAGCUAUUAAAGCUAGAGCCAUGAGAGUUCUUAAGCAAAAACGAAUGUAUGAAGGCCAACGUGACAUGCUGUAUAAUCAGACAUUCAAUCUUGAUCAAGUUCAAUUUGCUGCUGAGGGCAUCAAAGAUGCUCAACAAACUAUGUCAGCUUUGAAGUCUGCAAACAAGGAGUUGAAGGGAAUGAUGAAAACUGUGAAAAUCCAAGACAUUGAUAACUUGCAAGAUGAGAUGAUGGACCUCAUGGAUGUAAGUAAUGAAAUCCAAGACACUUUGGGUAGAAGCUAUAAUGUGCCUGAUGACAUUGACGAGGAUGAACUUUUGGGUGAACUUGAUGCACUGGAAGCAGACAUGGGAAAUGAGACUGAAGCUGAUGGGGUCCCAUCCUACCUCCAGCCUGAUAAAGAACCUGAUUUGGAUGCAGAGCUGAACUUACCCUCAGCUCCAACAGGACAAACAGCAGUGCCGCCUGGCAGAUCCGAGAGUGAGGAUGAACUGGGUUUACCCACUGUUCCUCGGGCAUCCAUACGUGGUUAAAGAAUGCUUUUUAUCCGUUGGCAUAGCUGGUGCAGUCACGAGCAAGUCCAUGUAAAGAUGUGCAGAUCUUGAGAACGUUGAUACUAUGAUUUAAUUGGUCUGAUGUUGGCAUUAUAGACUUCUUCAGUACCUUUCUUGUAAUAAACCAACCUUGUGGGAAGCUUACUUUAUAUUUGUAUGAAAAGCUUAUGACACGGGAAAAAGAAAAGGAAAAAUAUUACCGAGUUUGUCAAAAGCUUUGGACCCUGCUAGUGGUGUUUAGAGUAAAUUAUAUGUUCACCUUCAUUAUCCCAAUUUCACUGUCUUCUUUAAAAAAUGAUUUUAGCGGGUUUCCUAAUUUAUUUAAUAUUAAUCAAACCCUU